CUGGCCCGGCCGGGUCGGCGCGUCUCCUUCUCGGCCCGCACCGCGGGCAGGCGGCGAGCCGGCCGCGGCGGCCGCAGGUGGAUGCCCUCGGCCCGGCAUGGAGCAGGCCUGCGAAGUGAGCCGCCGCAGCUGCCUCGUCCCCUUCGGCACCUCGCUGGCGGCAGCCGAGGCCAAGGGCGGCCCCGAGCCGCCCGCCAUGCAGCUGGCGGCCGCCAAGCCCGUGUACGGCCAAGAUCCCUCGUCCUGCUACAUCCCUCUGCGCCGGCUGCAGGACCUGGCCUCCAUGAUCAACGCCGAGUACCUCGGCGGCGCUGCCGACGGUGCUGAGGCCCUGCCCGACCCCGGCUCGCCACCACCCCGCCUCCCCGCUGCGCAGGACCCGGCGGCCGGCGUCGACGGACCCGGACCUGCGGCCGAGGCGCCCCGCGGGGCCUUCGCCUUCCCUCUGCUCCUGCGGGACGACGGCGGAGAGGAGGCGGAGGAGGAGGACCCUGAGACGCCGGAGGAGGAGGACGAAGACGACGACGACGACGAGGACUACGACGAAGAAGAGGAGGUGGACGCGGAGGAGGAGGAGGCGGCCGAGCCCGUCUCCCGGAGCCGAGGCCGCUCCGGGCCGCAGCAGGGCCCCGGAAGCCCUCCGCCGCCACUCUUGCAGCCGGUCGAGCUGGUGCCGAUUACGGUGCCGGACGGCGGCCCCGGGGAGAAGCCGGAGUCUUCCGCCGCGGCCCUUCAGCUCAUCCAAGCCAAGAAGAAAUCUACUCCAGUGAAGUAUGAAGUUGGGGAUCUUGUUUGGGCCAAGUUCAACAGGCGCCCAUGGUGGCCAUGCACAAUUUGUCAUGACCCAGUGCUGGACUGUCACUCAAAAAUGAAAGUUUCCAAUCGGAGACCGUACCGAGAGUACUACGUGGAUGCCUUAGGAGAGCCUUCAGAGAAAACCUGGGUUGCUGGGAAAGCUAUUGUCCUCUUUGAAGGAAGACAUCAAUUCGAAGAGCUGCCUGUUCUUCGGAGAAGAGGAAAGCAGAAGGAAAAAGGCUACAAACAUAAGGUUCCUCAAAGAUUUAUGGCUAAAUGGGAGAGCAGUGUUGGACAGGCAGAAGACAUUCUUCUUGGAGGGCCAGAAGAUCAGAAGUCCAGCCAGAACUCCAGUGAGCUGGACAGCGAGAAGGAAGUGCAGUUGGAAUAUUAUACCAAUGGCCCUGGAGCGGAAGGUGACAGGCAGCUCAAUGGCUGUUUUAAGUCCUUGACUUUAGACUCCAGACACCCAGCCAGGGAAAAAGGAAAAUUGCACAUUAAGCCACACAUGAAAAAAAGCUCUGACAGCAGAAAAAGGACUAGAGUAAAAAAGAGUGGUGCAAGAGGGGAAGGAUCUGCUGGAGAACUCAAAGAGAAAACAACAGACAGCUUAGUUCGAAACAUGAUGAUUGGGGACCUACCAGACAAACAUGCGUCUCAUGAGCUUCGCCGGAUUGCCAACAGUUUAACAGGCUCCAGUAGCACCAGGGAGAAUAAUUUGCUUUCCUCCUUUGGAGAAAGACGUUUUGAAAAGACUGCUUUGAAACCGGACUAUGAGAAUCGUAAAAGUGAUGCUCUGAAGAACAAUCUCCAAGGAGAUUUGUUUUCAAGUGCAUCUUUGGAGAGGGAAAAGAGUUCCCUGGGCAUUUUGUGCAGUUCCAAAUUACAGAUACACUAUUCUGCAUCUGAUGCUGGUAUUGAGAAAAAGCAAACUGAGUCUGAUUCAUCCUCUUCCCUCUCAGAUGGUGGGAACAGUGACGUAGAUACCAUGGACCAAAGUUCAGAGAGAGCUUCUAGUGCUCUUGAAGUUAGUGAUUCUUCAGAUAAGAUGGAGAAGGAAUUUCCUAUGACGUCAAGUGGAAACAUCAAGCUUUCCAUGUAUCUUUCUCAGAAGAGCAACAGAAGGGCCAGGAAGAAGUCGUACAGAGACCGCAAAUCUCUGGGAGGUUCAGUAAUCAGCAGACUUGAUGCUGAAUUUGCAGAUGGGGAGCUUGAAGUGGGCUUCUCUGAUGCUGAGAUGUCAUUGACAGCUCUUGAGUGCUCUUCAGAUGCGAGAAAUGACAAUCUUUCCCCAGCAAACAAGCACACUACUCCCCAAAGUGUUUCCAAGGACAGCUCCUGGCCUGCUGUUGAAAAUCAAGCAAUCUUAAAACCGAAAAGCACGAAACUGUCCCGAAUCAGGAGUAUAAAAUGCAAACAUAAAGAAAAGGUUGCUGAGUUGGAGCCUCCUCUUGCAGAAGAGGAGGGUGGUGUGAAUCGCUGCUCUUCUGAUACCAAAGGUUUCUCUGGCCUUCAGAGAGAUUCUCUUCAGAGUGGUGGAAAAGUUGAUGCUCAGAAACUGUUAAACAACACGCAUGAGAAACCCAGGGAUUCUGCUGAAAUAGAAACAGCCGUGGUAAAACACGUCUUGUCAGAGCUGAAGGAGCUGUCUUACCGGUCCAUGAACGAUGAUGCCAGUGACUCUGGCACUCCAAAGGCCUCAGUACCUUUACUUUUCUCUUCUGCCUCUGGUCAUGGUCGUUUGCCUAUUGAGCCAGAUUACAAAUUCAGCACCUUGUUAAUGAUGUUGAAGGAUAUGCAUGACAGUAAGACAAAAGAGCAGCAACUGAUGACUGGUCAAAAUAUAGUUCCAUUUCGAAAUACCAGCACAGCUGAUGGUUCUGGAAGCAAUUCUGCGAGUGGUCUGAAGUCCUUGUCUAUUGUAGGUCCCUCAUAUAAAAUUGAAAAAAAUGGAGAUUGUGUCCAGGAAACAGUAAAUCCAAACUCCGCUCUAAGCAACUCCUCAUUUUCACGCAAUCCUCCAACCAAGUUGACGGGGAUUGGUGCUGGUAAAAGGGAGCCCACGAGUACUGCUGUUUCGGGGACAAAAGGCACCAAUUGUGUGUCCAAACGCAACUGUUCAAAAUCUAAGCAGUCAUCAAAGCUUGGCGAUAAAACGGUUUCAAACAGAAAGGACUUAAAACCAGGAGGGCCAAGUAAGUUACUAAGUCGGUUAUCCAGAGGUUCAGGAGAACGUGCAUUCCACGUUCACGGUUCGGUUACCAGUCCUCUAGGUAAUGGAGCAGAAGAUACUGAGAGGAAACAGUCAACAGAGUCUAUUGGUUUAACAGAACAUUCAACUGAUGAAGACUCUGCCUGUUUAUCUGAUGACAAUUUAGGUCGUAUUGGAAGGAGACCUGAAGCUGGUAGAAAUAUUGAGAGCUGCAUUUCUACUGCAAAUGGGGAGAGUCCAGACUUGGAUUCAGAGGCAAAUAGUGAGAGCUCUCUUGGUGAUGAGUCUAAUGAUGUAAAUCACGUAGCACCCAAAAAGCGAUGGCAGCGUUUUAACCAAAGCAGUGCUAGAUCUAAUAAGCACACCAGUAGAUCUAGGGAACAAGGAAACUUGGAGAGUGCCUUUGGCCUGAAUUCUCGUGGCUUUUCACGGAAGGGAAAUGAGUGCUUGGUUCGUAGGCAUUCCCCUCAUACAAAGGUGCUUGAGGGAGACCUUGCAGAUCAGGACUGUAAGAAUCAUUUAGACUUAGCUGAGAAACGUUUGAAUGUAUGUGGUAAGCCAAACAACAGUGUGAUGGACUCAGAAACAGAGCUUGGCAACUUUGCUCCCCAGUCUGAAUUCUCUGCACAAGUACAUUCAGAGAGGAAACGCCUUAGAAAGCCAAGUAAACGGCUUCUGGAAUAUGCAGAAGAAUAUGAUCACUUAUUUGCACCCAAGAAAAAAUCAAAGAAGGGCCAGGAGCAAGCGCAAAAGGUGAACUCUGUGGUGAGGUCUGAGUUUGAAGGAGGUCUUCCUGCACAGUGCAGUCCUGACAGAGCUACCCAGCGGGGGCCCAGUCCUUUGGUUUCAACUCCAUCUUCAACCAAAGAGUCCCCUCCCAUCCUUGAAGCAGAGUGCUCCUUAUCAGAACUAGGAUCCCACUCCACUAAUCCCACUGAUCAACUUCUAGAAGGACCUUCAGAAUCUCUGGAGCUGGUGCUGUGUUCCUCAGAUGCUUCUGAAGUUUCUGCUUCUCCAGAUGCAGAAGAGAGAUUCGUGAAAUCAGGAAACUUCGAAAGCAAGCGUCAGAGGAAGCCCACUAAAAAGCUCUUGGAAUCCAAUGAUUUGGACACUACCUUUAUGCCAAAGAAGGAGGAGUGGACUCCCCCAAAGAAGGGUACUGGCCUCUCAGAGAGCGAGAGCUCUGAACUCUACUCACCAGCCCACUUGUCAGAGCUGGGAGAAGCUUCUGAAAAACUCUUGGAGAAGCAGCGGAAGCGGAAGAGACAGCGCCAUACCUCUACUGCAAUGCAUUCCAAGAAGGAGAGAAAUGAGGAGGGGCAGGGGGAGACCCCACACUCUGAGGGGGAGACAUCAGUUCAUGGGACUGCUGCCAGCCCCAAAGAGGGAAAUGAAGAGGGGUCAGAGAACGACCAUGGCGUGCCUUCAUCUAAAAAGAUGCAGGGGGAGCGUGGAGGAGGAGCAGCUCUCAAGGAGAAUGUGUGUCAGAUCUGCGAGAAGCCAGGGGAGCUGUUGCUGUGUGAGGCACAGUGCUGUGGUGCUUUCCACCUGCAGUGCCUUGGGCUCUCCGAGAUGCCAAAGGGCAAAUUCAUCUGCAAUGAGUGUUCCACAGGGGUCCAUACCUGCUUUGUGUGCAAGAGCUGUGGGGAAGAUGUAAAACGGUGCUUGCUGCCCCUCUGUGGGAAGUACUACCAUGAAGCCUGUAUACAGAAGUACCCACCUACAGUCACGCAGAACAAGGGCUUCCGAUGCUCCCUGCACAUCUGCAUGACUUGUCAUGCUGCUAACCCAACAAACAUCUCUGCAUCUAAAGGCCGCCUGAUGCGCUGCGUGCGGUGUCCCGUUGCUUACCACUCCAAUGACUUCUGCCUUGCUGCUGGCUCCGUGGUGCUCGCCUCCAACAGCAUCAUCUGUCCCAACCACUUCACUGCACGACGGGGCUGCCGCAACCACGAGCACGUCAACGUCAGCUGGUGCUUUGUCUGCUCGGAAGGGGGCAGCCUCUUAUGCUGUGAGUCGUGCCCGGCUGCGUUCCACCGUGAGUGUCUAAACAUUGAGAUGCCAGAGGGAAGCUGGUAUUGUAAUGAUUGCAAGGCAGGCAAAAAGCCACACUACAAGGAAGUAGUCUGGGUGAAAGUUGGGCGCUACAGGUGGUGGCCAGCUGAGAUCUGCCAUCCUAGGACAAUUCCUGUCAACAUCCAGAAGAUGAAACAUGACAUCGGUGAAUUCCCUGUGCUGUUCUUCGGCUCCAAGGAUUACCUGUGGACUCACCAGGCCCGUGUGUUCCCUUACAUGGAAGGUGAUGUGAGCAGCAAAGACAAGAUGGGAAAGGGCGUGGAUGGCAUAUACAAGAAAGCUCUUCAGGAAGCUGCAGUAAGAUUUGAAGAGUUGAAGGCACAGAAAGAACUGAGACAGCUUCAGGAAGACAAAAAGAACGACAAGAAACCGCCUCCGUACAAACACAUCAAGGUGAACCGGCCGGUGGGUAAGGUGCAGAUCUUCACUGCAGACCUGUCUGAGAUACCACGUUGCAACUGCAAACCGACAGAUGAAAACCCAUGUGGCCUGGACUCUGAGUGUAUCAACCGCAUGUUGCUCUAUGAAUGCCACCCCCUGGUGUGCCCUGCUGGGGAGCGCUGCCAGAACCAGUGCUUCUCCAAGCGACAGUAUCCUGAGGUACAGAUUUUCCGCACACUGGCACGAGGCUGGGGCUUACAAGCCAAAACAGACAUCAGAAAGGGUGAAUUUGUUAAUGAGUAUGUUGGGGAGCUGAUUGAUGAGGAGGAGUGCCGAGCUCGAAUCCGCUAUGCUCAGGAGCAUGACAUCACCAAUUUCUACAUGUUGACACUGGAUAAGGAUCGAAUCAUUGAUGCUGGGCCAAAGGGCAAUUACGCUCGGUUCAUGAACCAUUGCUGCCAGCCAAACUGUGAGACUCAGAAGUGGUGUGUGAAUGGCGACACGAGGGUCGGGCUCUUCGCAAUUGUAAAUAUCAAAGCUGGGACUGAGCUGACUUUCAACUACAAUCUGGAGUGUUUGGGAAACGGAAAAACCGUUUGUAAAUGUGGUGCCCCAAAUUGCAGUGGCUUCCUAGGAGUACGGCCAAAGAGCCAGCCCAACCUCAAUGAGGAAAAGUCCAAGAAGCUAAAGAGACGGCCACAGAUGAAGCGCAGGUCGCAGGCAGAGGUGAUGAAGGAGCGAGAGGACGAGUGUUUCAGCUGUGGGGACGGAGGGCAACUGGUUUCUUGUAAGAAGCCAGGCUGCCCCAAGGUGUACCAUGCAGACUGCCUCAACCUGACCAAGAGACCUGCAGGAAAAUGGGAGUGCCCGUGGCAUCAGUGUGAUGUGUGUAGUAAGGAAGCAGCUUCCUUUUGCGAGAUGUGCCCCAGGUCCUUCUGCAAGCAGCACCGGGAAGGCAUGCUCUUUAUCUCCAAGCUGGAUGGACGUUUAAGCUGCACAGAGCAUGAUCCCUGUGGUCCUAACCCUUUAGAGCCAGGAGAAAUUCGUGAGUUUGUGCCUCCCAUAGAAGACCUGACUAAUGAUGAGGAAACCCAGCCACCGGAGCAGCCACCUGCAGACACAGACCUGAGCAUUCAGCCGCUGGACAGCCUCCCUCAGUCUGUGGCCCUCAGACUGCAGUCACCAGAAAAGCCCCCUGCUACCUUAGCGCUAAGGCUGCCAUCAUCAGACAAACCCCCCACCACCCUCGCCCUGAGGCUGCAGCCGUCAAACAAGCCCCCUACCACCCUGGCCCUCAAGCUGCCUCCACCUGACAAACCACCCGCUGCCCUGGCCCUGAGACUGCCACCAUCAAAUAAACCCCCCACCACCUUGUCACUGAGGCUGAAGCCAUCCAACAAACCCCCCACCACCCUGUCACUCCGGCUGCAGCCUUCAGACAAACCUCCCACCACCCUGUCACUCCGCUUGCAGCCAGCUGACAAGCCCCAGGCUGCCCUGUCCCUAAGGCUGCAGUCAGAGAAGCAGCCCAUCAUCUUAGCACUGAAGCCUCAGCAGCCUGACAAACCUCCCACCAAUGCGGUGCUCUGGCCUCUGGAUGAGUCCUCCAGUGAUGCCUCACAGCCUCAUCUGUCCAGCACAUCUCCAGGAUCUCCUCAGUCAUCAGAUGAGGCGCUGGUUACUGCUGGUGCCCUGCAGCUCCAGCUGUCAGAUGAGCCUCCUGCCACCCCUGGAGUUUUGACAUUACCAGACAAGUCUCUCCUUGACACCAGGAGCCAGCAGCCAGAGCUGCUGGAGGAGUUCCCUGCUGAAUGCCUGCAUCCUCAACUGUCGGACAGACAUCUUGCCACAGCAGGGACCCUGCAGUGCCAGCCGGUGGAUGAGCCUCCUGUGGCUGAGCAGAUUCAGCUGUUGGACGAAGCUUCUGCCCAGGGUCUGCAGACUCAGUCUGUGGAAAAGGCUCCCAGCUCUGUGGUGUCACAGGUGCCAGCAUUGGAGAUGGCUCCAGCUCCUGGAGUGCUGUGGCCUCUGCCCAUUGAAAAAGUCCCUGGCUCUGUGGUCUCACGGAUCCUGCCCAUGGAGAAGGCUUCUGCAUUGGUUGUUCCACGGCUCCUGCCUACAGAGGCUUCCUUCUCUGGGGUAGUGCGGGUCCCAGUCACAGAGAAGGCUCCGAGUUCUGAGGCAUCCUGUCCCCUGCCUCCAGAGAAGGCUCCUGCCUUGGGUGUGUCACGGACCCUACCCACAGAGAAGGCUCCCAGCUUAGUGGCACCAUGGCCCCUGCCUCCAGAGAAGGCCACUGGCUCCCGGUCACCUCACGUCCUGCCCAUGGAGAAGGCUCUUGGCUUAGGGGCCCUGCGCAUCCCACUCACACAGAAGGCACUCACCCCUGGGGUGCUGCGGCCGCUGCCUGCAGACAAGGCUGCCGAGACCGGGGCCCUGCGGGUCCUGCCUCCAGAGAAGGCUCUUGGCUCGGGGGUGGCUCGGCCUCAGCCCUUGGAGAGGUCUCUCACUCUUACAGCCCCGUGGCCCCAGGUGUCGGACAAGCUGGCUGCUGCCGUGGCCCCUCGACCUCAAGUCUUGGACAAGCCUCUGGCUGUGUCAGCUCCAAGGCUGCUGCUGUCAGAGAAGGCUCUGCGGCCCGUUGACCAGAAUGCUCAGCUGAAGGAGAGAGGAGCCCCAGCAGUAGAGCUGAGUCCCCAGCAGAAGGAGAGGACUAUGUUAGCUGGUGAGCAGAUCUCUUGGUCCGCUGGGAAGGCAGUGCUGCAUGUUGGACAGGUACCUUGGCCUACAGAGAAACUCCAGAUGCAUGAGCAAACCCACUGGCCCACUGCAAAAGCCCUGACGCCUGCAGAGCAGCCUCCCAGGACAGCAGAGAAGCUACCAGAGCCAACCCUUCAACCCAGCUGGGAAGUGGCCUCAGCCCCAGCAGAGCAAAACCCUUGGACAUCAGAGAGAUUAUGUGUGUUUGAGCAGACCCCUCGGCCAGCCAGGGAAGCACCAGUGCCCCAGGAGCAGAUGCAGUGGAUUGUCACGAACGUUCAGACUAUUGACCAGAUUACUUGGCUUAGUGGAAAAUCACAGACUCCUCGGGGGCAGGACCCUUUGCCUGAACAAAACACAGCGCUAGCCCGUAACCAGGAUUCUGUCUGUCGUGAGUUGGCCAACUCAGAGCCAAAGUGAGGUUGGUGAAUAUGGGAGGCAGGUUUCAGUCUUUCAGUGUUUAGGGAGGGGGAAUCAUUAUUUUGGUCUUCUGUUUUUAUUCACUUCCCUGAGCCCAGCCCCUAACCCGUGCACAUCCCAUCCAUAUUCUCUCGUGACACGAGCAAGGACAUUCUCUUAAGUCUGAGUGUGGCCCAGCCAAAGGAAGAGAGCAUCUGUGACCUUUUCCUCUUCCUUUUACAAAUGGUAAAGCUGAAAUAAAGAGUCCACUCUGGGUAAAAAUCUCCAGUUCCAUUGAAAUGGUCACAUUACUGAUGCAGUGUAUUCAAGCUCCAAGUCUGAUUCACAGGCAGGUUCCCAGGUACAGCCAGGGGCCUUGCUCUUCUUCCUGUAUUGAGAGUCAGGCUGCCCUGAGAGCGGAGCUGUUUCAGGAUCAGGCAGUGAGCAGUCGGGUGUAUGCUCGUGCUAGAUUCUGUAGCAACAGAGAAGGGGUUUAUCCAUCGUCUGCCCAGGUUUCUGUCCCUGCAGGGUGUUGCUUUGUGAGGUUUGUCCGUGUGUUCACCGGGACGUGUUGUGUGCAUGGUUCACUGAUGGACAGUUGUCAUCUCCAGUGGAGCCGGGAGAGGAGCUCGCUGCACUCAGUGCAGUUUACUCCAGCAAUAGACAGUAUCCAUUCAGGCGCCUUUGUACACAGCUGCACAUGGCCACGCCUGAGCAACAGAGAAUUUUAAGGAGGUCAGGGAAAAGAGAGACCUUGGAAGAAGACAUCUGGCAGUUUCUUCAUCCCUGUGUCUUAAUCCUUAAACACAGGACACACGGAGUGUUUCCUGCACUUGAAAACAUUGUGACCUGUAAAGCAGCAAUAGCAGAGCAGGGCAGAGUGGGUUUCCCCAAGGUGCUAAGCACCACCACGGCAGGGUGGUGGUGCUCCCUUUCAGAUUCCCAUCCAGUCUCUUCUUGACUUGUGUUGUCGCCAUGAGCCAGCAGACUGAGCAGUCUUUUCUCCCCUUACCCCAGACGCUUUCAGGACGUGUUCCCAUCGUACCUGGUCUUCGCAGCAGCAGGACAUGCUGCUGAGCUGCAAAUGAAGCCUGUACUGUUCGCUACGCAGUGUGGAGGCAAGGGUGCUGUAGCUGUAUCAAGACCCAUCUCGACACCAUCCCUUGGGUAGCUUCUGGUUUAACUCUUCUACAACCAAAGGAGACUUGAAUUAACUGGACUGUGUUUGUGCGUGUGUGUGUGUGCGUGUGUGUGUCCUUCCAACUGAAUAGUUCUCACACUGGAACACGGUGGGCUCCAGCAGCUGGCUGGCUUUCUUCUUUCCUCUUCUCCCUUUUCCAGUUAAGAUGCUUAGUACCUGGUGGUCAUCAGGCUGGUGUCCAGACUAGUCCUGCUGAAAGCUGUUCAUUCAUUCAAGCAUUGAAGCAGAAGUUCACUUGGCCGUGGUACUCGUGGGACAAGCAGUAGAGUCCCAGGGACCUGCAGAGCGGCACCUUGCGACUUCCAGCACCCACACAGGCAGGAGGAGGACGGACUUGGCCUCCCUGGUGGCGCUGCUCGGGCUGGAUGGGGCUGGUGUUGGGCCAAGGAAGCGCUGCUGACCAGCACACUCUCACAAUGCGUUACCUCUGUGGCUUGCCUGAGCUCCGCCAAUCCAGGCACCGCAGCUGCGGAUCUCCGUGCCCACCACCAGACCCUUGUGCAGCUCCAGUGUAUCCUUGUCCUUCCAGGCUGAUCUGCGGGUCCCUCUGUGGAAGGAGGAGCACUAGCUCCAGGCUGACCCUCUCCCUCUGACAUGGGAGCAGAUCUUUGUUCCCACCUGGCUAGCAAGUGCCUGCUGCUCCCAGAGCAGAUGGUCACGAGCUUUGUGGUUUACUAUGAAGGGAGGCAGGCACUUGUGCCGAGACAAACCCAGAUCCAUUCUCCUUUCCUGAUGUACGCACCCCAAGACGAAUGUCCUGCUGUUAAAGCCCGGGUGUGCUGGGCAUGAAAGGACAUUACCAGUGCUGUGGUGCAUCUCUUCUCCAGUCCAAAUCAUUUCAGAUCCUUUGUAGAAUAGCUGGUGACUUCAAACAGCUUUAUGGCUUAUGGAAACUUCCUGUUUGAUGUUGGGUUUUUUUCCAGGAAGACUGGCAGGUCAGUUCCUGCUUGCUGCUGAAACUGGGGAAACGCAAGCAGCUUGCGUUCCUGUGUGACUCCUGCACAAAGGGAAUCAGGACGACUCCUCAGAGAGAGAAGAGAAAUCUAAGGGCAUUCAUUCAUUUUUUUUAAACAAAAUUUAAAAAGAAAAAAAAAAAGGCGCUGAUGUUUGGUCUCUUCAGUAUUUAUCAUGUGUGAGAAGGAAAAUAAACCUCGACUUUUCCUUUAUAGCCCUUCCCGUGAGCUGGACUUAGUCAUGUAGAUGGUGUCAGUAGGGUUACCUCCAUGCCAGCCGCCCAGCCAGCUGUAGCUGUAACCAGAAGGGUGUCUGCACUGCUCUGUCCACCUCCGCUUCGCAUUGUCACGUGUUCACCAGUUCCUUGUUCCAUGAAAAAUAAUAAACUGUGAAUAUUUUUGGUGCAGGCUUUUUUAAAUCUGUAAAAUGGAGACGUUCUCUUCAGUGCAGGUUUGAAAAACUCCCUUCUGUCCGUGGUGUGCUCGCCCUGGGGUGAGGUUCGUGGCAGCAGCAGCCUUUCACGCAGCAGGCUCUUCCCCAAAAGCUUGUUCUGAACAGUGAAUGUGGAUUGAACCGUUGCAUGGCAUUUCAAACCCACAGCCUUAUUGCUCACAUCCCACUGUACCCCACCUCUCUUCUUGUCUCCUUUCUUGCAUUUUCCAUGUGCAUCCAGGUUUUGGGCUUUUACUGCUUCUCGGCUACUGUCGGGAAGUUGAUUUCAGCGUAGCUGGGAGGUUGCUCAGUAAAAUUGGCAUUUGGAAACAUCAUUGCAGGGGGAAGCCAGUGAGCUGCUUUACCUCCUCACCCUCCUUGGGCCUCUGGGCAAUGCUCUGUCAGAUCAGGAGGGCUUUUCAGGUGCACCCAGGGCUUGCAAGAGUAGUGGUGCUGUUAGGAAUGGCUGGCUGUGCUGGGCCACCUCAGCAGGGCCUGACCAGACAUGGAGAUGGGUCCCAGCAGCCCAGCCCUGCCCUGCCUGCCUUCAGCAGCAGGGAGCAGGAGCCAAGCUACAGUUCUAGGCAAGAAAACCCCCACAAAGGAGAUGUGGGCUUCUGCAGCACUUGAGGUGAUUCAUGCUGUUGGUGGCUCCUUGGAGGAGGAGAGGGCGAUGUCUGUACUUGAAGUAGUUGGGUUCAUUUGUGCACUUCGCUGCCUUCAGAGUUGAGCCAGUUUGAAUCACGGGGUUUUAAGGCAGAAGAACACAGCAGAUUAACACGUGCUCUGCAGACUGCUCCUGCAGGAGAGGAACUGCUGCAGCUCUGCUCCAGCUUCCCUGAGCCCUUGCCCUGGGCUAGGCCAGCUUUGCUACAGCUUCAUGACCAAGGCCAUGGUGGUUUUCUGCUGUGUUGGAGGGAUCUGAUUGAUCACUUGGCCACUAUCAGCGGUAAUUGCACCCGAAGUGUGUGAGGUCACUCUUGUGUUGAUUCAUGGUUGUGGAGAGUUAUGGAAGCAGAAUCAAGGGUGUCAUUAUUUCUGCUCAGAGCUCUGUCCUCUUCCCUGCUGUCCCAGGAAGGCUCAAGGGAACUUCACAGGCUCUUGAGCUCAUCCCUGCUUUAGGACUGGCUCCACUUUACCGGUUCUGAAGGAGAUGAAGGGUUUGCUCUGCUGGUCAACAUCCCUGCUGUCAGGAUAUAGCUUGACUGCCCCUGCUCCGAGCAGAGGGCUGGGGUCCCUGGCUGUGGCCUCCAUCACACAGCAGGACCCACAGUAGUGGAUUUCCACACUGGGCAGGAGAGUCCCAGCUAACAUUGGAGAUGGAGGAGGGCCUCUUGCCAGCCAGAGGUAAAGUGAAUCUAGCAGAAAAGAGACCACUGUAAGGGAUAGUCCCCUCGUGCACAUCUUCAGAUACCACCUAGUUCGUGGUAGCUUGCUUUAUUGCUGUUCUCAAGUUAAAACUCCUUGUAUUCAACAAAAUAAACCUCACAAGAACCAGAUUCACUUCAAUGCACAAGGUAUCUGGGUGGUACUGCGGGAGCAGGCACUAAUUCAGGGUCAAACCCCCUGCAGGCAGAGGCUUUGCUUUCAAAGUGGCUGUGGUUGAAAUUCCGGAGCUGGGAUAGUUGGAUCUGAAGGACAGUAACUGACUGAGGUGAAAUGGUGUGGACUGAGGGUGCUAGAGGAGCUUCAGCUCAGUUUCACAGAAUAAAAGGAAGAAAAAGCAGCUCUAAUGCUGAUGCUUCUCGGCAGAGGUUUAACGUGAACGUGCUGUGGAUGUGCACUGCUCCUCCCUGACACCAUAGCCAGUGUUGGGAUAAGGCAGGGGGAGUUUGUGUGAGAAACCUCAGACCUUCAAUGCUUUCCAUUUAUUUUUCAUUUCAGCCUUAACUUCUGAUUUUGCUUGGUGUUGGGAAUAACCAUAAUUGUAACCUGCUUGUAAUGUGCUUUGCCCUAAAUUACUGAUGAGGCUUUUCAGCCUUUGCCAGCCAGUGAGUGUUAAAGCAAAGUGGCAAACCCUGCAGCUGCUCUGAGAGUACAGAGGGGGCCUGGGCUUUGUGCUAACCCCUCCCCUGCGAUAGUGGUAACGCUGGUGGCAGCAUGUGCAGCCAAGGCCGUGCCUCCUGCAGCAGCACGGCCGGGCUGAUGGGUGCUUGGAGCUCAGGAUGUGGGAUGCUGGAGCUUGGGGACCACGCCACCGCUUGUCUGGCUUCAGCAGGAGUCUCGCCUGGGGGUGGCAGUGUCCUCGCAUAGCAGGAGCUGGGAAAAAGGCAAGAUUCCUACUCCAGGUGGAAAUCCCUGGGUGGGAUUUUCCAAGUGGAAAUUCCAGGGUGGAAGCCCCAAUGGCACUGAAUCUACCUCCUAGGGAAAUCUGAGAAAUGGGUGUUGCUAUGUCCUAUUUCAAGGUAAAGUUUUAAUCAGUUUGCCCUUGGCGAAGCACUUGGGCUAUUGUGGUGCUAUUGUAAACCAUGGGCAGCUCAGCGCAGUAGGGCUGAACUCGGCUUCAGGCCCACAGUGUGGAGGUUUCUUUACCAAUCGAAUCCCAUCCCAAUAGCUGGGGCUGGGCUUCAGUGUAUGUGAUAGAAACAGGAUGAGUUGUGACUUGGUUCCUUCAAUUCAGGAUGGUUUUGAGACUCAAACCAGUGUGCCAGUGGACCCCGUGGGCAGAGGGAGCCAGUGGAGCCACGUGAAGCAAGGCAGGCAUCCGCUAACUGCAUGUUCUUUGUGUCUGUUUGGUACUGAGCUGGUUUCAGGUUUUUAUUGGGUUUUGUUUCUUUUUUUCUUUCUGAUGUUUCCAAGUUGUUGACUUCAAAGAACUGGGGUUUGUGGAUUUUCUUUAGACACUGGGAACUUGCUAUAAAGCAAAGCAGCAGCACCGGGAGGCUCAAGGUGGAGCACGGCUGGUGCUGAGGCUGGGAGGAGGUCAGAUGUGUUGGCAGGGAGCAGCUCUCCCUGUGAUGGGCAGAAGCUUUUCAGCAGCAGCUCUCCUGGCCCUCUUUAACCGUGGUGCCAGGUUCACCACCCCCCAGCCUGCUCCCCUCCAGACACCGAUUGUGUCGGAUACUGCGCCUGGCUUCAUGUCCCCAUCUGAGCUCCAGUGCCACGGGUGCUCACUGGGCUCCUGGCAGCCGGCUACGCUGGGGGCUUCCAGGGAAGAGGGAUGUGGGGAGGGGUCACCUGUAGCAGCAGCACAAGUUGUGCUGAAGCCGUGAGCAGGUUUGCUUGGAGGAGUGGGGAGCCAUGGUGUGAACAGCCCCACAGUGCGUUCCUCCCCUCUGAGGUGUGCUGCCCGUGGGGUGGCGGCGGGAGGGAUUUCACGUGCAGGGUUCCAUUUGGAGGGACGGGCAGUGGGCACUGAGGUGCCCAGCUUGAGGCAGGAGCCAGCCGUGGCUGGGACUUGUUGGUCGGUUCUAAGCAAGGAUGCCAGAGCGGGUGAGACCUACGUAUUUCCAGCAUGUAUCUUAUUUUGGGAAGAGGGGAGAGUCUUGGACCAUUGAUUACUUUCAUUUUGCUCCCCUUAGACUGGUGGCUGUGUAUGUGAAACUUAAAAUGAAAAGAGGGUUGCCCUGCCCAGGUGCUCCCAGAACAUGUACUGUAAUUCUUUGUAUAUAGAAGAAAAAUUACUGUAAAGUAAAGUUUAACUUUACUCUCGA
Melopsittacus undulatus (budgerigar) is the source of this 14863-nucleotide messenger RNA. It is a transcript of the gene NSD1, whose product is annotated as nuclear receptor binding SET domain protein 1. Gene Ontology annotation, cellular component: nucleus. The record is from RefSeq and is a predicted model, not a curated record. The transcript is spliced from 23 exons. Gene Ontology annotation, molecular function: protein binding; histone methyltransferase activity. The coding region runs from base 98 to 8644 and encodes 2848 amino acids. NCBI's taxonomy places the organism in Eukaryota, Metazoa, Chordata, Aves, Psittaciformes, Psittaculidae.